UGAAAAUGAGCAUGCCUUAUCAGUAAACCGGGAAUCAAAUAGAUUAUUAGGAAAUAAAAUAAACCAAGGCCGAUUUAAAGGCAGAGGUGCACUUCAUAGGAUAGAUUGUGGGUGGACUUGAUUUUCAAACGGAUGAUGGACUAUUUUGUGAAUUAGCCAUAGAUUGUGGGGAUGGAUGGGAUUUAUUACAGCCCGGAAACAAUAAAGGAAUUCAAACUCAAACAAGUUAUGCAAAUGUAUAAUUAUGAAAUAUAUAAUUCAAUAGCCAGGACAACUUUUUUCUUGGGGUCAUCCAUUUGAUUUGCACUUUUCAGUAUCAAACUUAAUCGGAUGGCCUAAAGCUUUAUUAAAGGUUUGGAGAUUGGACUCAUCAAAUAAAAUUGAUGCUUGUAGUUAUGGUACAGCAAUUUUUCCAAGAAGUGCUGGUUAUCAUUAAGUUACAUGGUAUCAUUGAUAUUUAUUUAGCGAAACAUGGACACCAACUGGAGAGAACUUAGAUCUUGAGAUACGAAAACCAAAUGAAGAUUUGGCUACUAAUACCGAUUCACUAUCAAAAUUUGAUAGAACUUUGGAUUGGAGAUUUUAAGCUCUAUCAUUUUACAUGGAAAACCCUCCUAGAUUAACAACAUUGGCACCAUUAACAACCGAUAAGGGGGAUUUUGCAAGGAGAAAGAUUUUGAAUAGCAUUUCAAAUGGAAAAGUUAUCAUGGAAGUUGAAGUAGUAAUGAAGAAUUUUAAAAGACUUAGCUUUUCAGGAUAAUGA
Molecule: messenger RNA, 763 nt
Organism: Paramecium octaurelia
Lineage: Eukaryota; Ciliophora; Oligohymenophorea; Peniculida; Parameciidae
Source: the annotation of a GenBank genome assembly